Messenger RNA from Sebastes umbrosus (honeycomb rockfish), 2250 nucleotides. RefSeq names its product RNA polymerase II associated protein 2 (gene rpap2). Gene Ontology annotation, molecular function: RNA polymerase II CTD heptapeptide repeat phosphatase activity; RNA polymerase core enzyme binding. The transcript is spliced from 12 exons. NCBI's taxonomy places the organism in Eukaryota, Metazoa, Chordata, Actinopteri, Perciformes, Sebastidae. The coding region runs from base 61 to 2115 and encodes 684 amino acids. Gene Ontology annotation, cellular component: nucleus; cytoplasm. The record is from RefSeq and is a predicted model, not a curated record.
CACCUAUAAGCUGGUUUACCAACCGCCAAUAAACACCAAAGAAGAAGAAGAAGCAGCAUCAUGGCGACGGAGGAGAGAAGUCGGAGCGGAGUCUCCGGUAAAACAUCUAAAAAAGAUGGGAAAGGAGUCAAAGAACCGACCGCUGAGGAAGAAGCAAGAAGGAGGGAGGUAGUGAUGGAGAAGUUAAGGGAGAAGUUGGACCUGGAGCAGAUAGCCCUGAAGGUGGUGGAGCGUCUCCUGGAGGACAGUGUGGCUGAAGACUUCCUGGUUGACUGUGCGAGGUUCAUCGUUCCUGCUAAUUACAAAGAUACUGUGGAGGAGAGAUUCAUUGCUAAACUGUGUGGUUAUCCCAUAUGUUCAAAAAAACUGGGCAAGAUCCCAACUCAAAAGUUUAAAAUUUCUACUAAAACCAACAAGGUGUACGACAUCACGGAGCGCAAGUGUUAUUGUAGUAACUUCUGCUACAAAGCUUCCAAAGAGUUUGAGCUACAAAUCUCGAAUACACCUCUUUGGCUCAGGCAGCAUGAGAGUCCUCCAGAAAUUAGAUUAAUGAAGAAAGGAGAUGGCGGGAGUUCUGGCGAGGAGGUGAGGCUGUUGGAGAGGCGUCUCCAAGAGGACGACAUCGAGAACCCGGAGGACCCUCACAGCUCUCAGCAGGGUUCUGCUGCAGCCGGCCUCGGCCACAGUGAAAGCAGCGACACUGAACAGGAGCAGGACUUCAUCUCCAGCGUGGUUUCCCAGCGGCAGGGACCCAGGGUGCACUGGGGCGACCUGCCUAAACGCACAGAUGGAGACACGAAAGGCGAUCGAGGGAAGAUGGAGAGGCGAAAGAAACAGAGGAGAGAUGGAGGUGAAAAGGAGGCUGAGGGUCGUCAAAGUCGGGGCGCAGAGAGCGAGGGGAAAAUGAGAGAAGAUGAGAAUCAACAGGAGUCACUUCCUUGUGAAACAGAAGUUGGAACUGACGCUGAAAAGAGGCUGCACUCAUUCAACACAGACAAACCUAACGGAGAGCAGGCGCCAGAGGAGAAAGGCCUGCCAUGCGAAUCCAGCCUGGAAGAGGUUACAGCUAAGCUGAAUUUGUACAAUUUAUCUGACACAGUCACUGACUCUGCUCCGCCGCCUGUUGACUCAACAGCCACACAAGCAGAACACACACAUCUACUCACUUCUCCACCAUGUGAAGACUCAAACAGCUCGACAGAAAGCAAACUCUCUUCAACCUCGAUCAACACGAAUCAGGACGGCCACGACGCGGCAUCGACUAGCCAGCCGGGCCUCAACAUCACCGAGGUGGGUAUGAGCAAGAGAGGGGCAGCGGGGCUACGAGAUCUACUCAAGAACCACACUGCUGUAGCAAAACCUGACUCCUUUCGGCUGAAUCUCCUCGAGUGCCUGAGAAGAACGUUGAAGGACUGGAGCACCGACGAGACCCUGAAGUUCCUGUACGGCGUCGACCAUUCACUCAGCUCGCCUUUCACUGAUGUUAAAGAAGAAAAAGAGGUGGAGGAGCUGGAUGAAGACGACUUUGAGGAUGAGGUGACCGAUGAGGAUGCAGAAGGGGUCGAUGCCGGGGUGCAGAAGCAACCGUCUGCCGCAGCUCCAGACUACCAGACGCUGCAGCAGGAGACCCAGCAGCUGGACCUGAGAAUCAGGGAGUUUUAUAAGGGGACCUGGAUUCUACCUGAGGAGGUAGAGGAGCCACAGGGAAACAAGGUGACAGUCCAGGACCAGAGCACAAAGGACUCAGCUCUGCCGCUCGUUGACUCUCACGCUCAGCACCUCAUCCAGAAACGAAUUACAGUGGAGAAGCUCACCAGCUGCCUCAGAAACAUCGUCGGUCCUCUGCGUCUCACCAUGAGUGACGUCUCCACUGACCUGAACAACCUGGUCAAGACAUUCAGGUUCACCAACACAAACAUCAUCCACAAAACUCCAGAGUGGACCCUCUUAGCCGUCGUGCUUCUCCAUCUGUUGUCGGCGGUGUCUCCGGUGGUGCGCGAAGCCUUGGAGACGCCGGCAUCAGCCGAGUAUUUGAACUCACUGAUGGAGGAGCUCGGCCUGCAGGAGCUGGACCUUCUGAACUUGGUCCGGCUGUUUAAAACCCCGGCACCCUGACAUACACACACAGCCAGACAUGGACAUAUGAAUAAUAAAUUUACGCUCAGGAUCACUGACUGAAUGAUAUAUAUAUAUCAAUAUAAUGUUUGUUUUCCACAAAUAAAGUUGGUUGUAAUAACUUUUGAAAGAAAA